Messenger RNA from Wallemia mellicola CBS 633.66, 1641 nucleotides. RefSeq lists its product as hypothetical. The transcript has 2 exons. Lineage: Eukaryota; Fungi; Basidiomycota; Wallemiomycetes; Wallemiales; Wallemiaceae. Bases 24 to 1553 code for a protein of 509 amino acids. Gene Ontology annotation, molecular function: DNA-binding transcription factor activity, RNA polymerase II-specific; protein dimerization activity; RNA polymerase II cis-regulatory region sequence-specific DNA binding. Gene Ontology annotation, biological process: regulation of transcription by RNA polymerase II. The record is from RefSeq and is a predicted model, not a curated record.
GCCAAUCUGAGUUUUUCGAUUUUAUGAGGGACAUUGACCGAAAUAAGGAAAUUACAGUCGAUGAUAAGCCUAUCGAUAUUUCUGAUUUGAAUUUGAAGCACUUUGAGACUGAAUACUACAACGGCCAACAGCAGCAGCAUAUCGACGCAGCCAACCAGACGAUACAGCAACAACAGCCAAGUUAUUUACCUACAAUAGACAACUACUACAACCCUCAGUAUACCCAGCCUUCGGAGCAGGAUGAUAUUGAUCUACUUCUCACACCUUUCUUAUCUCCUGCACAAACACCUCAAUCAGCUUUCUCGCAGCCAAGACCGACUCCAUCAUUGACUGACGAUAGCGCUAGUAUCACACAGGCAGAAUUUUUCAGUCCACUCACUUCACCAGCCCUACAUCCAGUUGUUCCAGAAUAUUAUUCACCUCGUUUGGGUCCUCAAUUGAGCAGCUCCGCGACGAAUUCGCCGAACACAUUCCAAAGGCCGGGCUCACACGCAAGCAGGAGAGGCGCCACAGCAGAGGCUAAAGCAAACAAGGUGAGGCCUUCACCUGUUAUGAAACCCGUUUCGUCAAAGUUGAGAAAAAGUUCGAUAAAACAGGACGAUAAUGCGGCUGGUUCGUCUGAUAAUUCACUUUCACCGAUUAACUUGGAUUUGGAUACAGCUGCUAUGCCGCCACCACCGCCUCCUGCAGCCUCAACGUCGCAACAAUCAGCUGAUUUAGCGCCGAUCACACCAGCUACUUUGAUGAAUCUCAACAACAAUAAUAGUACAACUUCAUCAUCGAUGUCUGUAAACUCCAGUGGUACUGCUACACCAUCAAAUUUCAAUGAGAACUACGUACAAGCGAGUCCUUCAUUGACACCAAUCAUACCUGGUAUGAAUAUGACUCCAAGGGAUUUCGCUAGUAUGUCUCUACAAAAUGAUGCAAACUAUGCCAACAUUUUGACUGGAAGAAGUACGAAUCCAAAGCACAUAGAAUUAGCGCAAUCGGAGAUCCAAGAUAACGGUAGCAAAAGGAUGUCACACAAGCUCGCAGAGCAGAGGAGGAGAGAUUCGCUCAAGCACUCAUUCGACGAUCUUAGAGGGCUACUCCCACCUGUUGUCGAUGACGACGACACUGGAGGUCUCAGCGAGGGCAGGCUUGAUCUAAGAUUGGAGAUGAAAGAUAUAGAUUCCGCUCAGAUCAACAAGGGUGUAUCUAAGGUUGUACUUCUCAAACUUGCGAAUGACUAUAUAAGCAUACUUAACCAUCGUAUAUCGCGACGUGACAACGUGAUAGCCGGCCUUCGGAAACAACUGGCUGAAAGUAGGGGCGAGCAAAGCUCAGAUGCCGAAAUGAAGGACUUCUUGAACCAGAUAGACGGUGUCGAACAUGAACUUCAACAGGCAGCCCUUCAAGCUAUGGGAGGUGAAGGUGAACAGAGGAGGAAAAGCGUGAGCGAAUCAGGUAACAACAAGUCUGGAGUUGGCAGGGGGAAGGGCAGGAUAAGAGGUGCUAACAAAGCAGCGAAGCAGUACCUUCAACAGGCGACUCAAGAGACACACCAGAAGUGAUUUCAACUUCAUUAUAGGAUAUUUUCUUUUUUCGUUUUUUUGUUUUGUUAGAAUAUUUUGUUGCAAAUAUACAUGUUUUGGUUCUUAG